AACAAAAUCAAAACAUUAAUUGCUUGCGUUUAUAACAAGAGAGCGACAAUCACCAAAGCCAUUCAAUUGAAGGCAACUGGCAAACAUAUAAAUAAACCAAUAAAUACUCAACAAAUAAUACAAACAAGCAGGAAACCUUCAUAAUGACAACCAAAACGAUUAGUUUCAACUACAAAUUACCUUUUGUUUGGUUAGCUGUUGCGUUGUUGUUGCUAUUGCAAUGCUGCAAUUGCGCACAAGGCACACCGAUGCUGUACAAGAAGAAUCCACAAGACAAAUACGAAGCAGAUCUUGUACCCGUUUCCUCGACUGUCAUUCCGCUAACAGUGCUCGAAGUCAGCUAUGGUUUAGGUGGCAAACCCAGCGAGGAGUAUAAGCAAGCCUAUCUGAAGAAACUGCGCAAGAAGGUGCAACUCAAGCAGCACUCAAAGCUGACACAACAACAACACGAUGGCGAUGAUGCUGAAUUAGCGGAUCCCGAUACGCUCAUAACAAUAAAAAAGAAACAUAACGACAUCAAUAAAGCCAAAGUCAAGGGCAUCUAAAGCAAUUGCAGAUGACAACGAUGACACGGCGGCAGCGAGCAGCGAGCAGCGUUAUACGGCGUGGCGACGACAUUAAACUACAUCAGCAAAACACAAUAAUAAUAACAAAACGCCAAAACAACGCAGACGGCCGAGAUGGCAGUGGGAAGAUUUGAGAGUAAGCUUACUAGCCAGCUAUACCGAAGUGAGCACUUAGCUGAUGACGCGCAGCGCUUUAGAUGGUGUGUGCUGUUUGGCUGGCUUUUCUUGUUUUACUUUUUUGUUUUUUAUUUUAAUUUUUUUUGUUUUUGAU
Messenger RNA from Bactrocera latifrons, 837 nucleotides. RefSeq lists its product as uncharacterized. The coding region runs from base 144 to 545 and encodes 133 amino acids. The transcript is spliced from 3 exons. NCBI's taxonomy places the organism in Eukaryota, Metazoa, Arthropoda, Insecta, Diptera, Tephritidae. The record is from RefSeq and is a predicted model, not a curated record.